Molecule: messenger RNA, 2519 nt
Organism: Helianthus annuus (common sunflower)
Lineage: Eukaryota; Viridiplantae; Streptophyta; Magnoliopsida; Asterales; Asteraceae
Exons: 7
Coding region: 362-967 (201 amino acids)
Source: RefSeq, a predicted model, not a curated record
ACUCGCAUCUCACCAGAUCUUUUCAUCAACCUUCUCUCUCUCUCUCUCUCUCUGGCGACGCAAGCACAUGCCAACGAUUAGGGUUUCGAUAUCAAAUUCAGAUUCACAAUCUCCAACAGAAAUCAAAUCCAAUGGAGAAUACGGUUCAAGAGGUUUGCGAUUCAAUCAUUUCACUUCAUACAAAGGUUACUAACAAUGGCAGACCUAAUUUUUGGUUUCAAUGAUGAAGUUAGGGCACUUUCGAAUCUGGAUCUGGACUGUAAUGAGUUCGUUUUUUCAUGAAUGAUGAUGAAGACCAAGUUCAGUUGAAGAUUUGGGCAACUCCGGUGAUUGGGUUUCAAGCUCGGUUGGCGCUGGCUUUAUGCUGCAUAUCAUCAAUGUGCACACAGGAGAGGAAACCUUGGAAAAUAACAUGGAAUGUGCAGAAAUUUUGGGAGGAGAUUUGUAUGUAUUUCAUCUAACCACGGGAGCAUACUAUCUUUGUCGUCAUGAUUUCUUCGAGUUAGCAGAGGUUUGUGGAUUGGCUCCUGAUUGGUUUAGAAUUUUGGUUGGUGAUACCAUUGACUACACUGAUGUAAGAGGUUGGAGAAAGACCGGUAGACCAAAACAGGUGAAUCUGUCAUCUAUAGAGGUGAAAACUAUUAGAUGUAUCAUCUAUGAUCCUCAAUUGGAGGACAUUUACAAUAUGGAAGAGAUGUCAAAGUCAGCAUUCACUUCAAGCUUGUUUGAGGGGGAAACAAAAUCUCUCACUAAAUUACAAGGGGAAACCAUAACUGUUGCGAAAAGUCAAAGUAAAGGAAUAAAAAAUGUAUUUGAACCGAACUACAUUCCUCUUUGGGGUUCCCAUUCCGUAUGUGGUCACAGAUCGGAAAUGGAAGAUGCGAUUGCAGUAGGGAUGAGCAAAUUAGACCUGGUACCGGUACCGAACCGGGUGCUUUUUCGGUACCGAUUCGGUACCCACUUUUGACAUUUUCGGUACCGGUUCGGUACCGGAAUUUACCAUUUUUUACCCUCAAAUACCGGUACCGAACCGUACCGAACCGGGUAUAUUCGGUACCGGUACCGGUACCCACUUUUAGGGAUUUUCGGUACCGGUUCGGUACCGGACGGUACCGAGCUCAUCCCUGGAUUGCAGUUGUUCCUUAUUUUAUGGAAGUCCCUAAUAAAAUAUUUGUUGGGGAUUAUGUGAGCAAUGAGGUGAACUCAAGUUUGGCAAAUCAGACCACUCAUUUCUUUGGGGUAUAUGAUGGCAUGGUGGCUCUCAGGUAUAGUCUUUGCCCUUUCUGUUAAUUCAUAUGCUAAAAAUGGGUCGGUGGGUGGCAUGAGAUGUGUAACGUAUCAAAACGUGUUGGGUGAAAACCUCAAAAUUUAGAUCAAAAUGUAAAACAAAAAAUGUAAAGAUGAGACCUAUAGGGAAUAAAGUUUUGGGUUGAUCAACCAACCAGUUAUUCUUUUUUUUCUUUCAAGCUAAUUAAUGUAUUACAUUUGAUAAUAGAAACUUAUAUUAUUAAAGUAACAGUUUAUAUAUCUUAAAGAGUUAAUUGCCAGGAUGGUCCCUGUGGUUUCACUUUUUUUUCACGUUUAGUCCCAACCUUUUGAAAAUCAUGUAUGCUCCCUAUGGUUUGUCAUUUUGUUACUCAGAUAGUCCCCCAACAUUUACUCUGGGGACUAUCCGGGUAACAAAAUGACAAACCAUAGGGAGCAUACAUGCAAUUUCCAAACUAACUAACAUCUACUCAGGGACUAUUCGAGUAACAAAAUGACAAACUAUAGGGAGCAUACCUGCUAUUUUCAAAAGGUGGGGACUAAACGUGAAAAAAUGUGAAACCACAGGGACCAUCCGGGCAAUUAACUCUAUCUUAAAUAAAAGGAUAUAAGGUUGAAAAGAAUUUAAGUAAAUUUUAGAGGGCUUCCAUUUUAUUUGACCCAUUACGAUAUUAGCUAAGUUUUUGUAUGUUACCUAAUUGACCUGUUAGAGUAAAACAUAACCCAAAUCGCUUCACUUAUAUGUCAAAACAGGUCAGUGAAAACCAGUAAUUUUCUAAUAUGGGUUUGUCAGAGGCAGCCAACGUUUGGCACAAACGUUUCGGGAGUUUAUAGCGAGUUGCUGUAGGAUACAUCUUUCUUCAUGGUCGAUGAAAAAGACUUGUUAAACAUGGGUAAUCAUCUCUGGGUCCAAGAGUGGAUGAAUAGUGUGCAUUUGGUUAUUCAAACAACAACAUGGUGUUUGUGGGGGUGUUUCACUGGUGUGGUCUUUGAAGGGAAACAAGUUAACUUGGAAGCGAUCAAGGUGGAGGUUAAGACUCUAAGCUUUCUAUGGUGGCGCAAUAAAGCAAAGGUGCAAGAACUUACAUGGGAAUGGUGGAAUGUUUGGGGCAGUAGAGGUUGUUGAAUUGAUGCUGGGCUGGGGAUGUUUACUCCUCACCUUUUGUGUUUUAAGAAUUGUAAUGUACCAAAUUGGUUAACUUGUUUGGUUAAUCGUUUUCUAAAAAAAUUACUUUUGUUGGCCCUUAAAAAAA